This is a messenger RNA of Arabidopsis lyrata subsp. lyrata, 1346 nucleotides long. RefSeq lists its product as uncharacterized. Lineage: Eukaryota; Viridiplantae; Streptophyta; Magnoliopsida; Brassicales; Brassicaceae. Bases 385 to 1320 code for a protein of 311 amino acids. The transcript is spliced from 5 exons. The record is from RefSeq and is a predicted model, not a curated record.
ACAUGGCAUCCAUAAGGAAUAUUCGAAAAUCCUCCCCAAAAAACCAACAGUUAUGCAUGUACAUAACUUGUAGGAGAAACAAGACUGAGAUAGGUGAGUUUGGCAGUGGCGUCUGGAGUUUUACAAAGAUGUAAACUAAGACAACUAAAGGAUCAAAUCUGAAGAAUGGUUUAAAUCCAAAAGCAUCAGAAGAGGAAUAUUUUGCUUAAUUCUUUAUUCCUUCAAAUUCAAUAUACCAACGAGGCUACUUGCUUUUUCUUCAAGUAGCCAUCUUCUUUAUCAAUCAUCUAGUUCACAUAAAGAUCAGACCUUUGACCAUUCAUACCGUUUUUGUGUUCCUCCCAAAUUCAAAGCAAUUAUUUUCUCCUUUGUUAAUUACUGUAGAUGGGGGAUUCUUCGGCUAGUUCAAAUAGAGUUAAGCUUCGGGAUGGGAGAUUCUUAGCUUACAGAGAAAGAGGAGUUCCAAAGGAAAAGGCCAAAUACAAGAUCAUUCUUGUUCAUGGCUUUGGAAGCUCCAAAGAUAUGAACUUCUCCGCCUCAAAAGAGCUGAUAGAAGAACUGAAGGUGUACUUGCUAUUCUACGACCGUUCUGGAUAUGGAGAAUCAGAUUCAAACACGAAACGUUCGUUGGAAAGCGAAGUUGAUGACAUAGUAGAACUUGCAGAUCAUCUGCAGUUAGGACCUAAGUUUUAUCUAAUUGGAAUUUCCAUGGGAUCUUACCCUACUUGGGGUUGCCUAAAACAUAUACCGUACAGGCUAUCCGGCGUGGCUUUUGUUGCUCCGGUGGUUAAUUAUCGGUGGCCCUCGCUUCCUAAGAAGCUAAUCAAAAAAGAUUAUAGGAGAGGUAUAAUCAAAUGGGGUUUGAGGAUAUCCAAAUAUGCACCUGGACUGUUACAUUGGUGGGUAAUUCAAAAGCUUUUCCCUUCAACUAGUUCAGUCCUUGAAAGCAAUCCGGUCUACUUCAACAGCCACGACAUAGAAGUGCUCAAGCGAACAACCGGAUUUCCCAUGCUUACUAAGGAUUCGCUACUGGAAAGAAAUGUUUUCGAUACUCUAAGGGACGAUAUCAUGGCUUGUUUCGGGCAAUGGGACUUCGAACCCGCAGACCUAAGCAUUAGUAAAGAGAGCUAUAUUCACAUCUGGCAUGGUAAGGAAGACAAAGUUGUUCCAUUUCAACUUCAAAGAUGCAUUCUGCAGAAACAACCUUUGAUUAACUACCACGAAAUCCCGCAAGGCGGACAUCUGAUCAUACACUAUGAUGGCAUUUGCGAUGCGAUUUUACGCUCACUAUUGCUCGAGGAAGAACAAGAAAAGCUGUAAAAACCAAAUUCUUGAACUCACCAUUU